AUGGAGGACUGUAGCGCAAAUACAGUUUCUCUCAGAGAAUUUGGUUGCGAGCAAAAUUUACUUUCUCGUCCUGACGGUUCGGCGUCUUUCGUACAAGGGGACACUAGUGUGCUGGCGGCAGUGUAUGGACCAGCUGAAGUCAAAGUCAGCAAGGAGAUUUAUGACCGGGCGACGCUGGAGGUGAUUAUACAAUCCAAAGUUGGACUUCCAAGUGUAAAGGAGCGAGCACAAGAACAGUGCGUACGGGAAAGCUGCGAAGCAGCUCUGUUGCUGUCCCUUCACCCUCGCUCGUCCCUCACGCUCGUCUUACAGGAGCUCCAUAAUGACGGCUCUCUGUUGUCCUGCUACCUGAACGCCGCCUGCAUGGCGAUGAUGGAUGCCAGCUUGCCCAUGAGCUGCCUGUUUUGCGGGGUUACCUGCGCCAUCCAAGCUGACGGCAAAAUCGUCACUGACCCGACUGCUGCUCAGGAAGCGGAGAGUCGAGCGCUGAUGACCUUCGCCAUUGACAGUAAAGAGCGUCAAGUGAUGAUGACCUCAACUAAAGGGUCGUUUUCAAUGCAAGAGAUGCAGCAGUGCAUCGCUGUCAGUCAAACAACGUCCGAGAAGAUCUUCAGCUUCCACAGAGAGUCUCUCAGGCGGCGCUACUCCAAAAGCGUCUGA
Nerophis lumbriciformis (worm pipefish) is the source of this 660-nucleotide messenger RNA. The record is from RefSeq and is a predicted model, not a curated record. NCBI's taxonomy places the organism in Eukaryota, Metazoa, Chordata, Actinopteri, Syngnathiformes, Syngnathidae.